AUGCUACGUAACGGGGUUCGCUACCUACUUGCUCGACUUCCCUACCGGCCAGCCUUCCGCCAGACGCAAGUCUCCCCGCCUUUUCCCACUGCCGGCUUUGAUCCCACCGCCGUCUACAUUGCCUCCGACCGGCGACGUUUCUAUCGAGCGAUUGGCAUCUUCUGUAUAUUCCAGGCUUCCGGCUGGGGUUUCUUUACAGCCUACGUGGCGCGCAAGUCUGAGGUCAACUGGGAUACCCUGGUUGCGGAUGUGGAUUGGCUCAAUCGAAGGAUCGCCCAGCGUCUGGAGUCAUUGACCCCAUCGGCUCUGAAACAACUGAUCCUCCGUCCACGCCCAGGGCAGGAGAAAGCUGAAUCGAAGCCAGGAGUGACUGCUGCUGGUGGUGCUGCUGACGUCGUCACCCCAAACGCUGAAACCUCAACCAAUAAGAAUGAUGACGAGAAGAGCAAAGAUGAAAGCUCUUUUGGGCAGAGCCUCGUAUCCACUGCGAAGGACGUCUCUACCAGCUUCAGGCUCUCCUUGGGCCUCAGUGAAGAUAAAAAGACCGUCAAGCUAAGCACGACAAGCCUACUGCCCUUACUCACCGGACUCAUGUGUGAGUUUUGCUCAUAUUUAUGUUGGGCUGCGGCCUUGGUGCAUUGCACUCUGACUGCCCAUUUUCACUCGGGUUUACGUUUUGCGUUGCUUCAAAAGGAUUCCAAUCUCCGGAUUUAG
Dibothriocephalus latus is the source of this 714-nucleotide messenger RNA. The record is from the annotation of a GenBank genome assembly. NCBI's taxonomy places the organism in Eukaryota, Metazoa, Platyhelminthes, Cestoda, Diphyllobothriidea, Diphyllobothriidae.